AAAUCAAGAACAAAAAAAAAGUCAACAAGACUUUUUAUCGCUGAAAGCGAAAUCUCAAAGUGAAUAAAAGAAACUUGAAUGCUUUAGGAAAAAAAAGAUCUCAAUAAAACAGCAGAACGAAAGAAGAUUCAUAAAAUUUAUAAAAAGUAUCUCAGCAACAGCAAAAAAAGGAAAGGAAAUGAAAAAUUCUGAAUAAUUUCUUUAAGAGGGUGAAAGAGUCUGCAAGUGGAAUCUGGGAGUGACAGUUGAUAGAUAUCAAAGCAUUAAAAAUAGGAAAAGGCUCUAAACACACGACGUGAAGUGAAUGAAUGGAAUAAAAGGAACAGAAAAUCGUCAACAAGAAAUUCCAAUUAAAAAAAGAUGAAGAAAGAUUUGCCGUGUGAUAAGUGAUAAAAAAUUAAGGAAGGAAGGAAAACAUUUGAACAACAAAGAAGCUUAAAAGCAUUGAGCAACGAGCUGCUUAAAGUGACUGCCGUUUACCAAUCUUUCAAAUAGUACAAAACAGUGAAAGGAAAUUUUCUGCCAUUUCGCAGAUCUUCCGUUCGAUAUUGAAUUUAGGACACAAAAAAUAUUAUUUUUUAUGCUUCAAAUCCGCUUUUAAUAUUUUUUCUUAUUCAUUGCGUGGGUGAAAAAAAAGCAACAAAAAAUUUAAUUAAAAAGUUUGGUGGCCUUCGAGGAAGAGAAAAUAGAAUAAAAAUAAAAAUAAAAGAAAAAUGAAUUGCAAAUCGAUGAAUAAUAAUUGUUGGAGCUUCGCACUCGUAAUCAUUUCGAGUGUUCUUCAUGUUACGCUCUGUUGCCGUGGAGGACGAGUUCUGAAGCACGGCGUGACAGAAGAAGAGAAAAGACUGAUAUUAGAAGAACACAACUUUCUACGUCAAACUGUCGCAACAGGUCAUGUUCCAGGUCAACCAGCUGCACAGAACAUGCAAGAGAUGCGAUGGGAUGACGAAUUGGCUGCUAAAGCUCAGCAAUGGGCAAAUGAAUGUACAUUUCAACACGAUCCAAGUCGAUAUUUAGGUCGUUUCAUCAUGGGACAAAAUCUGGGUAUUCUGUGGAGCACGGCCCCGUUAGCAGAUGACGACGGCAAUUUUCCUCAACGCAUCAGAAAUUGGUUUAACGAAGUUCAAAAAUAUGCAUGGGGGGCGAAAUGGUCUGUCAAAACAGGGCAUUAUUCACAACUCGUUUGGGGCGACACAAAUUUGGUUGGAUGCGGAUUUAGCUAUUACCAAAACUCGAGAUACAACAAACUCUACGUUUGCAAUGGAAACGUUGUUGGAUCGAAGCCCUAUGCGACGGGAAUGCCUAAAUGCCAAAAUUUCGGGAUGUCUGACUCGGCAAAAUAUCCUGGAUUGUGCAAACCGUUUGAGAAUGUUAACAACGAAUAUUCUGAACUUGCUUUCAAUUCAAUUAAUGCUCAACAAAAUCCAUCGAACUACUACACAUACAAGACCUACAAUAGUGAAUAUGAUGGCACAAAAAUGGUUGGAACGAGCAGCAGUACAAGAAACAAUGUAAAGGCUCCUUUCGCUCCACAGUCACAACGAAAUUACAGCACAAGUUCGAAUAAUGAAGUUCAUUCAUUCAAGCGCCAAGAGGCAAAAACCACAAAUCAACAACAAUACGGCAAUCAACGAAGCUAUCAACCCAAUUCACAAUUACGAUUUCAACAGCUGAAUCGUUAUCAAACGUCGCCUUUUCAACAGGCCUUCACAGCAGCCAUUCAACAACAGCAACAACAAAAGCGACCCAUCGAUCGAAACAAUCCCUUUCACACCUACCGAUGGGAUUUGCUUUUUAAAAAUUAUCUGUGAAAAUGAGAAAAGAAUUUUCCGUUCUGUGUUUUAAAUAAUUUCCUUCCCUAUAGAAUUAAAUGUUAGCCUCGAAUUCCAUGUUUCUGUUGUUAAAAAACGCCGAUAAUUUCCAUCGAAUUUUCAUGCGCCAACCAUUGCAAUGAUCAUUCAAUUAAAUUUAAUAGCACAAGGAACAUUCUACUUAUGUAGAUCGUAAAUAUCGGAUGAGGUUUGAGGGAAAAUAUUUAAAAGCAUUAAUGAAUUUUCAUGCUUUAGAUAUUUAGCAUAAAAAACAUUAUGCAACAUAUAAACUUAUUUUAUAAACAAAGAUUUUAAUGAAUAUUAUUAUGCUUAUUUACGAUAAUUGAUAUUGAGAUAUUUUUACAUUUUUAAAUUAGUUUCAUUUUAUAAUUUUUACGAUAAUUUAAUUUGGAUUAUUUUAGAUGAUUAAAAUUAAGUUAAGAAGAUAAAUCAAAAUGCGUCAUUUGUUACUUAAAUAAUCUUCCCACUUGAAAAAGCAAACGACAAACAUAAUGUGACAACUUAACAAGAAUUUAUACGCUAUGGGAGAUGAAUCCGGAGAGCAGUUCCAUUAAUUAAAUUACUGACCUCGUUUAAAGCUAACUUAGGAAACUAAACUAUGAGAGGGAGAGAGAAAGAGAGAACGGUGUGCUAUGAAAGGCCUGAUAAGGAGUUGUAUUAUGUCUCAUUAAUUAAUUGACUCAUGAAUAUUCAUCAAAAAACAACAAAGAAGUAGAAACUCUCGUAAAAGAAGCAUCGUAAAACAUCGCCAAGUCUCGUGAUUGUGUCUAAGUAAAAUGAAUUCAAGAUUAAGUUGAUGGGAAAAAUAUUCCACAAGCAACCAAAAGGCGGCUAGCUUUAUAUCCUUUUUUAUACUUAUACAUUUAUUGAAGCAAGAAGAACAUUGUCCCAUGAUGAGACUUACAAUUAAAUACACGGCAACAUUGUAGCAUUGAAUCUUUUCAUGCUUAUCUAAGUUAAUCUCUUUUCAAGUCAUAAAAGCAAUUUUCAGUUCAAGUCCUUUGAUGUGUCAUGCUAAAUUUUCAGAGAAAUUUUCUUUUUCUAAAAACAGUCACAGUUUGCGACAUAAAAAACUAUCAAAAGAAAGAACUAAAUGGAUCAUUUAUGUUAUGAUAAAAGCUCUAGUUUUUAAGAGAAAUGAUAAAAAAGAAAAGAAAAAUGUGAAGUGAUUUUUGUAAAGUCGAAACAUUGGUACGUGCAAAGAGAAAGAGAAACAAAAUAGAAAAUGCUCGUUUGUUGGAGCCAGAAAAUCACUUGUUCCAGAUCUUUAGCAAAAUGAUAAUAAAAAAAUAUCUUUUGGAGAGACGGAAAAAUAAUUGACUAGAGUUUCAGAAUAAACGGGAGGAAAAACCGGUGAUGGUUGAGGAAGCAUUUUCAAAGCUUUAAAGGCGUUUGUUGAACUGAAAUCAAUGAAACUAAUAAAACUUUUCACACCGACUUAUCUAAAAAUUUCAGAAGAAAGAAGGAAUUCUAUUAAAAUUCCCGAAGAGCAAAGCUUUAACUUUUAUUUAUUAGAAAGCUUUUCUUUUAACAUAUUUUUGCAAUAUUUCAAGUCUCAUAAAAUUGCAGUAGCUUUUAAAAAGCUUUAAAAAAUCUUCACUUACCUUAUGCAAACUUCGCUUUUGUACGAACCCCACAAGUCGACACAAAAAAAAGUCAUUUCAUAAAUUUAUUUUCUUCAAAAGUGUUUCCCAUUACAAAUAACAACAUUUUACAUUCUUUUGGCACUCGAAAAAUGAUAAAAGAGAGAAAUAAUGUAUGAGAAAUAAAACAUAUUUCCUUUUGCUCGUAUCUCGUUUCUUCCUUCAUUACAAAACCAUAAAAAUUUGUAUUGUUGCAAUAUCAGUAAAUGGCAAUUCUUAUUCGAAAGGGAGGAAGAAAGCUUUUAUUCAAAUAUUCAUUCAAAAUCGAUGUUUAUCAGGGAUGGAAACGAAAGCAACUUCCAUUGAGAUUUAAUGAUUAUUUCAAUGCUUGACGCUUAUCCCUGCCAUUGAUUCUUGUCGAGUCAGAA
This is a messenger RNA of Clunio marinus, 3843 nucleotides long. NCBI's taxonomy places the organism in Eukaryota, Metazoa, Arthropoda, Insecta, Diptera, Chironomidae. The record is from the annotation of a GenBank genome assembly.